This is a messenger RNA of Talaromyces amestolkiae, 3351 nucleotides long. RefSeq lists its product as uncharacterized. The coding region runs from base 1 to 3351 and encodes 1116 amino acids. NCBI's taxonomy places the organism in Eukaryota, Fungi, Ascomycota, Eurotiomycetes, Eurotiales, Trichocomaceae. The transcript is spliced from 4 exons. The record is from RefSeq and is a predicted model, not a curated record.
AUGUCUGGCGCCGAAGCGCUUGCGGUUUUUAGCAUUGUGUGCAAUGUCAUGCAAGUGAUUGGUUUCGUGCAAAAUGGAGCCCAUAUGGCUAAAGCAAUCUAUAAAACGGGAUCUCUGGAUUCUGACCUUGGACAGACAACCGAUUACAUAAAAGGAGGCUUGGAGAGAUUGAAGACUUCUUUGGAGAAUGGUAGAAUUCUUGUUAAAGACGAGGAGGAGUUGUUAGAAAUUGCGAACGGCAGUCUGGAGACUGCAAAGGAGUUAAAAGCCGAGCUAGACAAGAUCGCAGGCACAGUAGCCAAAGGAAAACAUUCCGCAGCCUUACGUGGAUGGUUCAAAGCUGCCCUGGGUGGGAAAAGGAGGAUCGAGAGACUGGAGAAAGUGAUGCAAAAUCGUCAGCAGAUUCUGGAGAAUCGACUCAUAGUUCGCAUCUGCAACAAGAAUGACGCACUCCUCCUUGAACAGCAAGUCAAUUUUGACAGACUCGACCGCGCAUUAAAAGGUUUCAUUGAAGGCUGUGCUCGAAACCAGACAACUCUUGACCAGCUCAUUCAGAGAGGGUUUCUUACCGUGACGAGACAUAUCGAUGGCAAGAUAGAAGCUCUUGAGCAAUCAGUGGAAGCCAGCUUUUCCUCCGGGACAAACCAGCUCCAGAACAACAUUUCAUCUCGUUUACAAGAGUUUACACUAAAUCAGUUUGAAAAAGAAGAGCAUGAAAUGCUAUUGGGGAGCCUGAAAUAUGAGACGAUGAACGUUCGGCGGAAUCAUAUUAUGGAUAAUUACGACGAUACCUUUUCCUGGAUCUUCCAUCCUCAACAUGGCAAGAGCGAAUCUAAUAAUCAGGAUGGAUUUGUGGAUUGGCUGCAAUUCUCUAAGCAACGACUUUACUGGAUCAGUGGCAAAGCAGGAUCGGGAAAGAGCGUUCUGAUGAAAUUUCUAGUCAACAAUCCGCGCACCCAAUCCAUCCUUAAUAAUGCAAACAGAACUACCAUUGUCUUAUCCCAUUUUCUAUGGGCUGUAGGGCAGUCACUUGACCGAAAUAUGCAAGGACUCCUUUGCUCUUUGAUCCACCAAAUCUUAACCACGAAGCCAGAUCUCUGUCAGGUCGUCUGGGAGAAGGUUCCUGCCUCAAGGCAGAAGAGAUUUCCCGGCGAUUGGUCCACCAUCGAACUCCGUACUGUUUUUGUUCAUGUGAUUUCGGCCUGUGAACAGCAUGUUUGCAUCUUCUUGGAUGGUCUUGACGAAAUGAACGAGUACAUGGCGCUGGUCGACCUUCUGGAUCAACUAUGUGCUCUGCCGCGCCUACAAAUCUGCGUCUCGAGCCGACCAGAGCCCGCAUUGCAACGAUACUUUCGCAGCUACCCCCAGCUUCAAGUGCAGGAUUUGACCCGACUCGACAUCCUAAAGUACGCUUACGAUACUCUGCACGGAGUAUUUCUAUGGGUCGCUUUAGCCCUGAAGAGCGUGCAAGUAGGGUAUGAAAACCACGACGACCCCGCCGAGAUGGAACUCCGUCUGGAAGUGCUCCCCAACGAUCUCGACACACUCUACCAACAGAUGUGGCGACGGCUCAACGACAGCGAGGCUGUCUAUCGGGAAACAGCAGCUCGGUAUUUCAACCUCAUGUUGGAAUGUAUAAAUAAUCAAUAUCUCACCCAGGCAGCAAGCCCGUUGCUCCUGGCUCUAGCUCUGCAUCCAUCGAUGGCAGCCGCCCUUGUGACACAGGAAAUCGGAUCCUUGGAAGAGGCACUAUAUAGGGAAUGCGAGAUAAUAUCAAUGCGGUUGCCGAUCCGAUGUGCUGGCUUACUGGAAGUGACUCCGGAUGGGACUGUGACGUUCAUACAUCGGUCCGCGCAGGAAUUUCUCAUGAACACGACAGAGGGCCAACGCAUACGCCGUGCAGACCCAUCACCACGGGAGACCCAUCGUCUGAACCUCAUGCGUGGAUUUCUUGGUUGUUGCAGACUGGUGAUAGAAGGUAAGACACAGACGCUCUCUCACCGUUUCCUCACCCUCUGCCCACCCACCGUCCACGAGUUCAGAAGCGCGAGUAUAUUCUUUGAAUCGUGCCGCAACUAUUUAUCUCCAGAAAGUAUUGACAAUUUGUUCGGCCUGGCACAAUCGCUCUAUUCAACGGGGAAAUGGAUCUAUGAUAAUUCCUUCUACCUGCAGCCGGAUUUCUUGGGCGCGAUCGCCCGUAAGGGCUUCUUUGCUCAGGCUCGAGCCGGAUUUGCCCGGCUCGCCCGCGCUGCUCUGCGGGGCAGGGAGAUUUCGAGUCUCUAUCAAGCAUAUUUCCUUGAAUCUAUGAUUGACGCAGUCAAAUGGGGUGAAGUGAAAAUGUCCACCCAGGAUCUUGCUUUCGUUUGCACGCUUGGCAGCACGUCUUCCACCCAACAUGCCAGACAUAGCACUUUCAACUUUAAUCAAUCAAUUACUGGUACGGUUGGAGAACAGAACCCUCCAUUCUAUCUCGCCCAGGAUCCAUUAGAGCUUCUUCUGGAAAAUUUCUUUGAUGAAGCUAUACCCCUAGGAAGAUGCGACUCUCUGGAUCUUAUGAUAAGUCUUCUCGAAGGGGGUUAUAACCUCUCCAAACGGAAAAUUAUCUUACUUACGGCCUCUUCACCCGACCUGUUAGACAUAUUUCAAAUCCAUUACAGCUAUUCAAAAUUCUUGCCAGGAGGAACAUUGUUCAUUGAAGUGAAUACAUCCUUUCUUCUAACUCUGUUUGUACGGCUGCUAGCUAGCCAGCAGUCACUCUUCCUUUAUAUUGUCAAUUUUCCUGCGUUGUUUGAAAGACUGAAAACUGCGGUUAAACUCUCGACUACACUGGAGUUUUCACGGCUGCUUGCCUUCAUUCCAGAGGAUACCAGAGCUGAUGAUAUACAUCCCGAAACCAGGUCUGCUGAGGAAGAUUCCCAGGAUGUUGAUGGCGGAUAUGGAGGCUCCGAGUAUGAGCAGUCUGAUGAGGAAUAUGUUGGGAGUGAGGAGGAUUAUGGCAGUGAUUAUUACGACAGUAACGACUCGGAACGGAGAGCCUGGGCCAACUCCACAGAAGCGCUCAUCCCUUCUACUGAAGACGAUAGCAAUGCUAUUCUUACCGCCCUAUCCGGCGAUAUCUUUACCUCCGUUACACUUGAUGAUGGCCGCCUGUUCGGGAAGCUGAAGUUUCCCGACCUUGAGUCCAGGCUUCGGCAGAUCUUGCCAAAUGCCAGACAUUCCACGGUACAAAAGCUGGAAGAAGACUUAAUUCAAGAUGGGUUUCUGGUGCCAUGGAGCCUCGGACCGGAACUCUGGCCACCCGAGGUUUAUUCAGAUAAUCCUGCGUGCGAGGAGGUUGAGGCGUUGGCGUGA